AUGGUUUCAGUCACUGUUCGAGCCCUGCUGGGCCUUGCUGCUCUGGCACAGUCGAUCUCCGCUGAUGACAGCGCCAUCACCAGUGAUACCGUUUUCUAUGGUCUUUCUGAUCCCGUAUACCCAACACCGGAGCUGGAGGCUUCUGGCACCUGGGCUGAUGCCAUCAGCAAGGCUCAAGCCUUGGUCAGUCAGCUGACACUGGAUGAAAAGGUCAACUUGACUGCCGGAGCCACAACCGAAACUGGUUGCUCGGGCUUCAUUCCAGCAAUCGAUCGUUUGGGCUUCCCUGGUAUGUGUUUGGCGGAUGCCGGAAAUGGUUUGCGAAACACGGACUAUGUCAGCUCAUGGCCCUCUGGUAUACAUGUCGGUGCAAGCUGGAACAAGGACUUGACCCGCCAGCGAGCAGUAGCCAUGGGCAACGAGGCCAGGAAGAAGGGCGUCAACGUUAUUCUUGGACCCGUCAUUGGCCCCGUGGGACGUGUCGUGCUGGGUGGAAGGAACUGGGAAGGUUUCUCCGUUGAUCCAUACCUUUCUGGUGGCCUCGUCUAUGAGACCGUGUCCGGUAUCCAGAGUACUGGUGUCAUCACAAGCACAAAGCACUUCCUCGGUCAGGAGCAAGAAACACAUCGCCUGGCAACUACCAGUGCUCCUAUCGUGGAGUCUAUUUCGAGUAGCAUUGACGACAAGACCGUACACGAACUAUACAUGUGGCCAUUUUCCGAGGCAGUUCGCGCCGGCACAGGCAACAUCAUGUGCUCUUAUGCCAGAAUCAACAACUCUUAUUCAUGCCAGAACAGCAAGAUGCUCAACGGCCUCUUGAAAGAGGAACUCGGAUUUCAGGGUUGGGUUGUCUCCGACUGGGGUGCUCAGCGUUCGGGAGUCGCUUCGGCUCUGGCCGGCCUUGACGUCGCCAUGCCGGACGGUGAUGGACUGUGGGCAGGCAACCUUAGUCUCUCUGUCACAAAUGGAAGUGUCGCAGAGAGCCAGCUUGAUAAUAUGGUUACCAGGGUCUUGGCGUCUUGGUACCAGAUGAAUCAGGACGAAGAAGACUUCCCGGUUCCUGGCGUAGGAUUGCCCGCAGAUCUCUCGGCUCCACAUGAAGUCGUGGACGCCCGCGACCCCAAUGCCAAACCUACCCUGUUCGACGGUGCUGCAGAGGGCCACGUGCUCGUCAAGAACACCAACGGUGCCCUGCCUCUGAACUCAUCAGAGAUGAAGCUGAUCUCCCUUUUUGGAUAUUCUGCAAAGGCUCCCAACAUGAAUAAUCAGGCUCCUGUACGCGAAGGAGACUAUUUCUCAGCAUGGUCCCUUGGAGUAGAGUCUGCAAACCUUACGGAGAUCAACCUUGGAUUCCUGGGAAACCUCAGCAUUGCCAAAUCAGUCAUCGCACCCAACGGAACGCUCGUCUCUGGUGGCGGAUCGGGCGCGACUGCGCAGAACCAGAUCAGCUCGCCUUACGACGCCUUGGUCGCUCAGGCCUAUGAAGACGGAACUGCGCUUUUCUGGGACUUCGAGUCUGGCUCGGCACUGGUAAACCCAACUUCGGACGCAUGUAUCGUUAUUGGUAAUGCCUGGGCAACUGAGGGAUACGACAGGCCCGCCCUCAGAGAUGACUUCACCGAUGGCCUAAUCCUCAAUAUUGCGGAUCAGUGUGCCAACACAAUUGUCGUCUUUCACAAUGCCGGUACCAGACUGGUCGACACAUUCGUCGACCACCCCAACGUUACGGCAAUCAUCUUUGCCCAUCUACCUGGACAAGACAGUGGACGCGCACUCGUCUCUCUUCUCUAUGGCCAAACUAACCCCUCUGGCCGACUACCCUACACGGUAGCUCGCAACGAGUCUGAUUACGGAGCAAUGUUGAAGCCAGACGAGACUUUGGCGCCAGCCAAGUACGCACUGUUCCCCCAGUCCAACUUUACUGAAGGAGUCUUUGUCGACUAUCGUCACUUUGAUGCUCAAAACAUUACGCCACGUUACGAGUUUGGCUACGGUCUGAGCUAUACCACCUUUGACUAUGCGGAUCUCCUCAUCUCGCAAACGGAUGCUGCCACGCAAUCGUACCCAAUCGGCGAGACUGUCGAGGGCGGACAGGCCGAUCUGUGGGAUGUCAUCGCCGAGGUCAGCGUCAAUGUCACCAACAGCGGUGCGCGGGACGGCAAGGAGGUUGUGCAGUUGUACGUGGGCAUUCCCGGCACCGAUGUGCCCGUUCGUCAGCUCCGAGGAUUCGAGAAGCCUACCAUUUGCGUUGGCGAGACUGCGACGGUGGAGUUUGCCAUUACGAGAAAAGACUUGAGUGUCUGGGAUGUCGUUGCACAGAAGUGGAACCUUCAGGAAGGAGACUAUAGCAUUUCCGUCGGCAGAAGCAGCAGAGACCUCCCUUUAACGGGAACCAUUUCGAUUUAA
Molecule: messenger RNA, 2406 nt
Organism: Pestalotiopsis fici W106-1
Lineage: Eukaryota; Fungi; Ascomycota; Sordariomycetes; Amphisphaeriales; Sporocadaceae
Product: putative beta-glucosidase M
Exons: 8
Coding region: 1-2406 (801 amino acids)
Biological process (GO): glucan catabolic process
Molecular function (GO): beta-glucosidase activity
Source: RefSeq, a predicted model, not a curated record